AUGGUCCGAAAGCCUAAGGCUGUUUGGCCCGGCCUUGAACGAAGGGGCAUGUACCAUAAGCAAAUAGCUGGUGAUGGCAAUUGUCUUUUUGCAUCCCUAUCAGACCAACUCUACGGUGACCCGACGAGACACCCUGAGAUCCGUGCCAGAGUCAUCGACCACAUGAGAAACCUCCGGCCUCUAUUUGAAGACUACGUGAACAAAAAUGAUGUACAACAGCGUCGGAAACUACGAUCUGCAACCGCUGCAAGUCGUCAAGAACCAGAAGACGCGUUUGAGCAUUACUUGACACUCAUGUCUCAGAACGGAACCUACGGCGGAGAACCUGAGCUCGUGGCCUUCUGUCAGGUCUUCGACCAGGAUGUGACAGUUCACCUGCCACGCCUUCGCAACUUCGACCAAGACCACCUCUUCUAUACAAAUGAGCAUCGACAGGCCCCUUCUCCUGCACCUCCGUUGGACAUCUGCUAUGGAGGAGAUGAGGUCACACGAGCACAUUACGACUCAGCUCGACCCAGAGAGGACUCAACCCCAAGAAGCCGGAAUAAGCCCACGGUCAUAUCUUCUGAUCUCUCUGGCAAUAUUCAAGCAGUCUCACCAAACCCCAGACCGUUUCCGAAUGUGAGUGAUCGACAAAUCCGAAACGAUAGAUCUGACCUUCCACCCACACUUGUGAAUCCUGAAUACCAAAAUGCGGAGAAUCUUAUCGUUAGAUGGACCGAGCCAUUUAUACCUUUUCACCGCAGAGUCAGAACUCCAUCUGUCACCUCCUCCCAGAGGAGUUCAAGCUCGAAGAGAUCACUAGAAGAAGAUAGCGAGCCCAUCCGAGCCAGCAAACGCACCGACGCGGGGAUCAGCAAGCGGAUGAGAAAACGCGAUCACAUACUCAAGAAGCCAAUCUAUGUCGUUGUGAAUGAUAGUGAUGACGAAGACGAUGGCCUUUCACCUCGCAUGGCAACCGAAUCGCCGAAUGCGGACACACCUUCCAGUACACAAGACACAGAUCCGUGCUCCGAUACACCAUCGACCGAGUAUGAAACUACAAUAAUCCAAGAACCGCCAUGCUCGGUGGAUAUUCGACAAUAG
Molecule: messenger RNA, 1086 nt
Organism: Exophiala bonariae
Lineage: Eukaryota; Fungi; Ascomycota; Eurotiomycetes; Chaetothyriales; Herpotrichiellaceae
Exons: 2
Coding region: 1-1086 (361 amino acids)
Biological process (GO): protein deubiquitination
Molecular function (GO): cysteine-type deubiquitinase activity
Source: RefSeq, a predicted model, not a curated record